Messenger RNA from Hibiscus syriacus, 402 nucleotides. RefSeq lists its product as uncharacterized. Gene Ontology annotation, molecular function: nucleic acid binding; RNA-DNA hybrid ribonuclease activity. Lineage: Eukaryota; Viridiplantae; Streptophyta; Magnoliopsida; Malvales; Malvaceae. The record is from RefSeq and is a predicted model, not a curated record. The transcript is spliced from 2 exons. Bases 1 to 402 code for a protein of 133 amino acids.
AUGUGUCGGACGGUGUCGUGGGAGCCUCCGCCAAAGAACUGGUAUAAGGUGAAUACGGGUGGCGCAUAUGAUGUAUCCUCUAACCAUUCGGGUUGCGGUGGAGUGAUAAGGGAUGCAGGGGCCGAUGGAUUGGUGGAUUUGCACGAGGAGAUCAAUAAUUGUGAAGUUUGUUCGACUCUCCAACAAGCAAGGAAUUCGGAUAUGGCUUCACCACUUCUUCCUAUUAUUGUCGAGCUCUUGGAGCGGGAUUGGACUGUUCAGAUCACUCAUGUGGUGCGGGAGAAAAAUGUGGCUGCAGAUUACAUGGCGAGGAUUGGUCGAUCAAUGGCUCCUGGUUUGCGAACGUACAACACCCCUCCGGCUGAAGUGCUAGAUGUGAUUCAAGUUGAAGCUGAUCAUUAG